Nipponia nippon (crested ibis) is the source of this 1503-nucleotide messenger RNA. NCBI's taxonomy places the organism in Eukaryota, Metazoa, Chordata, Aves, Pelecaniformes, Threskiornithidae. The record is from RefSeq and is a predicted model, not a curated record.
AUGUUCAGCAAGAAGUCCUAUGACGGCCCCGCCACGGGCUACGGGCCCCCCACCGGUGAUUACGGCUACGACUACGGUGCCCGCUCGCCCCCGCCGGGCUCCUACUACAUUGAGGACGUGCCGCAGCACUUCUACAAGUGGACCUCGCCGCCCGGCGUGGUGAGGAUCCUGGAGGCCAUUGUCAUCCUGCUCUGCAUCGCCAUCUUCGCCUGCGUGGCCUCCACCCUCGCCUGGGAGUACACCUACGGCUUCGGGGGGCCGUACGGCAACGGACUGGGGGGCUUCUACGGCUCUGGCUACUAUGGCGGCGGGUUGAGUUAUGGCUACGGUUACGGGGGCUACUACGGCGGGGUCACCAACCCGCGGGCGGCCAACGGCUUCAUGAUCGCCAUGGCCGUGUUCUGCUUCCUGGCCCAACUGGGGCUUUUCGUCGCCAGCGUCAGCAAAUCGAGCAGCUCCCGCUCCCGUCGCUUCUACCUGGUGGUCAUCGUGGUCAGCGCCGUGCUGGCCUUCGUCAUGCUCAUCGCCUCCAUCGUCUACAUCAUAGGGGUCAACCCCCAGGCGCAGAUGACGGGCAGUUACUACUACAACCCCUUGCUGACCAUGUGCAGCCAGAUGUACAGCAGCAACGCCUACCUGAACCUCUACCACUACUGCACCGUGGACCCCCAGGAGGCCGUGGCCAUCGUCUGCGGGUUCCUCAUCGUCAUCCUGCUCUGCCUCAUCUGCUUCUUCGCUCACAAGACGCGGAGCAAGAUCUGGAAGUACGGGAAACCGAACAUCUACUGGGACAAGGUGCCGGUGGCCCAGGAGGGUCCCAACGUGGAGGAGUGGGUGAAGAACGUGGCAGACGGGGCCAGCGUGCAGGACGAGACGGCCACGCUCGCUUACUCGGAGAAGCCAACGAGCCCCAUCACCGCGCCACCGUACAGCCCGCCCUCCUACAGCUACCCGCCCCAGAACGGGUACUACCCCUCAGGGACCUACAGCAGCCAGGGCGACCAGCCCGACCGGGCGGUCAGCCCCAGCCCGGCGGAGGAGAAGGUGCGGGAGCAGCCCACCAGGCCCCCUGCUCGCCGCGGCCGCCGGCGACGCCGCAACCCCGAGCUGGACGAGUCGCAGUACGAGACCGACUACACUACGGCCGUGGAGUCCGGUGACGAGCGGGACCAGGACCAGUGGGCCAGCCUCUACCCCCCCAUCACCUCGGACGGCGCCCGCCAGAAGUACAAGCAGGAGUUCGACACCGACCUGAAGCGCUACAAGCAGCUCUGUGCCGAGAUGGACGGCGUCAACGACCGCCUCAACCAGCUCAACAAACAGCUUGACAGCAUCUCCGAGGACAGUCCCCAGUACCAGGACGUCGCAGAGGAGUACAACAGGCUGAAGGACCUAAAGCGGAGCCCCGACUACCAGACCAAGAAGCUGGAGACCAAAACCCUGCGCAACAAACUCUUCCACAUCAAGCGGAUGGUGAGCGACUACGACAAGGUGCGGGGGUAG